Molecule: messenger RNA, 4137 nt
Organism: Chelmon rostratus (copperband butterflyfish)
Lineage: Eukaryota; Metazoa; Chordata; Actinopteri; Chaetodontiformes; Chaetodontidae
Gene: arrdc1b
Product: arrestin domain containing 1b
Exons: 8
Coding region: 63-1385 (440 amino acids)
Biological process (GO): protein transport
Cellular component (GO): cytoplasm
Molecular function (GO): ubiquitin-like ligase-substrate adaptor activity; ubiquitin protein ligase binding
Source: RefSeq, a predicted model, not a curated record
GCGCAGCAUCGCCUCGUCGCUGCUUUCGAAGACGCAGAGCGGCGGAGUAGCGGAGCGGAGUCAUGGGGAAGCUUCAAGAAUUUGAUAUCACUUUUACCAACAACAAGGUGGUUUAUGGUCCGGGAGAGUCCAUAAGCGGAACUGUGAAAAUACGAACCAGCAACUCGCUGCAGUACAAAGCCAUCAAGGUGAACUGUCAGGGCUCAUGUGGAAUCUCCAACAAAAUGAACGACAGCUCGUGGACUCUGGAGGAGCAGUACUUCAACAGCACGCUGUCUGUUGCUGACAAAGGAACUCUGGCACCAGGCGAACACAGUUUCCCUUUCCAGUUUCUCAUUCCAGUCGCUGCUCCGACUUCCUUUGAGGGACCCUUUGGGAAGAUUAUUUACCGCGUGAGGGCGGCCAUUGACACGCCCCGCUUCUCGAAGGACUACAAAGCCCAGAGGCCCUUCUACCUACUCAACCUGCUUAACCUCAAUGAGGUGCCUGACAUUGAACAUCCAAGUUAUGCUGUGACCACUAAGAAGUUCAGCUACCUCCUGGUGAAGACGGGGACCCUGAUGCUGAAAGCUCGCAGUGACCUGAGGGGAUACAUCCCCGGUCAGGUCAUCAAAUUAGCCACUGAGAUCCACAACAAGUCUGGGAAGGACACGGGAUGUGUACUCGCCAGUCUCAUACAGAAAGUGACCUAUAAGACCAAACGGCCUCUGUUUGACCUGCGGACCAUCGCAGAGGUGGAGGGAGCCGGAGUGAAAGCAGGAAAACACGCAGAGUGGCGAGAGCAGAUCAUCGUCCCUCCUCUUCCUCAGUCAGCUCUGGCCGGCUGCAGCCUCAUAGACAUCGACUAUUUCAUUCAGGUGUCACUGAAAUCUCCAGACGCCGUCGUUACGCUGCCAGUCUACAUUGGGAACAUUGCGGUAAACUUGUCUCCGUCGAGGCCCAUGCCCCCCAGUCCAGUCCACUGCGGUGCAACCAUCGCGCCCAGUGCGGCAGGCGUGACACCAAGCGCCCCACCGGCGGAGGAGGAGCCAGAGGAGGGGCUGUGUGCAGGGGCCGUGGUCAGUGAGGAGAUUUCCACGAAGAGUCACUCUCAGCAGGAUCCUUCAGGUCAGCCGGUCACCAUGUCCCCCAGCGCCUUCAGCCACGCACCCGGCGCAGCCCUCCCUCCCAGCCACAGACGGCCCGAUGCGUCUGCUCCCCUGUUCUGUGUGUCCACCGGGGCCACCAUACCUUUCUUCACUGAGGGAAACGUGACUCCUGUCCCCACUUCCUGUUCUCUCAUCCUCCCUCCAGAGUACAGCAGCUGGGACUACCCUCAUGAGCCCCCACCCACUUACGAGGAAAGCUGCAGUAGCGCCAACUCCAGUUUCAGCAGUAGACAGUAAAGAAGAAGAAGGUGAUGAAGCACCGUGGCCACGCCCACCCUUACCUGUCUACACUUGCCUCUCAACAAAUCAGGACAGAGACACGCUGGGUUAAAGAGGAUGGACCAUAACUCCACACCGGAACACCCCAAAGAUUGUUUCUAUGUCCUGUAAUACGUAAAAAGGGAUCAUAUCUUAUAUUGAAUAUAAGUUUUAAUUUCACCUCGUGUCCCACCAGGUAGUGUCAGACAGAAUGGGUGACCAUCACUGUGCCUAAAAGAAGUAUUUUGGAUCAUCGUACAGAAUUUAGAAUAUUCAGUGAUUGAACGUGUUUCUUUUGUGGGGCAGGGAAAGAACAUUUUUUUUCAAUGAAUUUUUGCAUCUGUGAUGCCUUGAAAAUGAUUUUGGUCUACUGAAGGCUCGUGUUUGACAAGAUCAAAUGUUGGCCUUUUUGCAGUCUUGUUCCAAUUGUGCACUUGUUAUUGUGGUCCACUGCUGUCUGUUUGUGUCUCAGUCGUCCUCAUCAUCAGCAGGGCGGAGCUGUCUUCAUGCUGGAUAUUGAAGGGAGAACUUAUUGCCAGAGGCUGUGGUUUGAUUGUAAAGCUAGUUAAAAGCAGUGUGUGGGACCCUUCUGUGAUUAUAUCAUCUUUAAAGUUAUUCUGAUGGUUGAAGUCUUCGUUUGAGGAAACAUGAGUCCCAAUGAAAAUUGGUGGUCUAUGUGUGAAUGUGUACGGCAUCAUGCACUGCUGUCUGUUCUAAUGUCUUUUUUUAAUACUAUCAUUAGAGGUUGCCGGUCAGACACAGUUGACAAAAUCAAUAUAGGUUUAAAUGUUGUUUUCAUUUACAUGAAUCAAUCAAUUGGAACAUUUACUUUUUUAUAUUUAAAAAUGUUUUGUUUCUAGAUACGGUCAUUUAUGUUGAGAAAAUUCAGUUCAACACAAACAAAAUACAGACGUGCUCUUGUUUUUAUGAAUUAUCUUAAAAAAAAGUUCUAUAUCAUCUCUGUACCAUCACCUUGUGUUAUAUAGCUGAGAGUUUUUUCUUUGACAGCAGCUUUGUAUUCAGAGCACAAUGUCUCUGCAGAUGAGGCUCAAUUUUCCCACAGCUGGAUAUGAGGACUGCAGUACUGAUGCAGUCUUUCUCUGCCCUCUAGUGGUCAUCACUAGUACAAGCUUAUCUCAACUUGUCCUGGAAGUGGAGCUCAACAUAACAGCCAUGCAAACUGAAAUACUUCACACAGUCCCUGCUUGUGCAAUGCACUGACUGGGGGUCUGCUGUAUAUAUUUACAUCUCGUUUAUCUUAUUUUUUCUCCUGUUUGUUGCCUUAACUUCUUUUAGUGUUACAUUAGUGAAAUGAGAAUCCUCUGAAAUUUCAGUCUUUGCAGAUGAUAAACAUACAUGUGCACAACACAGCACUUUUUACAGAGUGCUUGGGUUUCUGAGUGCAUAUCUACUGUGUGUGUGUGUGUGUGUGUGUGUGUGUGUGUGUGUGUGUGUGUGUGUGUAUAAAAUAGAGCUCAUUUGGACAACAUGAUAAGUUCAUCUGAGCUCUGUUUUUGCUCAAACUUCAUUCAUGAUUCAGCGUCUGUUCAAUUAUCUGUUAGACAUUUUUCUUUGUCUGUGUACAAGGGCUGGGUGAUAAUUCAACAUUUUAACCUUUUCUAAAUUAAUUCAUCUGAGCAAGUUGUGAUUAAAACAAAAUGAAUUACUGCAGCUUUUGUUUUGCACAUUUGAACAGAUUGAUCUCAUGUAAUUCUAAACAGUGGAACAUGAUUCAUUCCUGUGAACAUCAGUCUGAUUAUUUUAUAUCUGAUUUUGAAUACAUUUGUCAUAUUGUGUCAUAUAUUGAUUAGAAAAUAUCUUUAAUUUACAGGUCAUAAUUAUAAUGAUUUUAACCGUAUCCCAGCCCUACUGUGUACUUUUCUGUGGGAAACUAAUGCAACUGAAAAUCUUAAGCACAACUGCUGUAUCAAAAGUUUGUGUGACUUUUCAUGUGUUUGUCUUAUUUUAGUCACAUUUUAGUACAAACUCCACUUCUAUUCUGUGAAUUCAGAAAAAACUUUGCUGGUUGGCUCCUGACCGUAGAUCAAGUUGCCACGUCUUUUCCAGAUUUUGUAUUUUUAUUUUGGAGCUUUAAUUUUUCAACUUUCACAGACAAACUGCUUGUACUGUUAGACAGUCACCCAAACAAUGGUAUUCUGGCUUUAUGUUAUUCUGAAUGCAUGCCUUAGACAAACUGGACUCUCACCACCCCUUCCAGGAGCUUGUAACGGACUUUCUUCUUCUCUGUCAGGGAGGACAUCAGGAUGUGCUCAUGCAGCUCUUCCUGUUCUGUCUCCUGUGGACUGUGCUAAGUGCACUUGAUGUAUACAAAUGUAGCUUUUAAAAACAGUAAGGACACUGGAACUGUUGAACUUUGUUUUUAUUUUUCUUUUAGAAAAUAUGUGCAAUUCCUCUCAUCUCCAAGAAUGCUGCGUCAGCAGCAGCUCCCUGAAGUCAUUUCACGCUGCCUUUAUUGAUCCUAAUUCUGUUGAAUUCUUCUCCACCAAAAGGUACUAUAGCUUUAUGAAGCCCCACUUGUUCUGUGUUACUUUUCAUUCUUCCUUCCUCACAUAUUGAUGAGUGGUGUCUGGUUUUGUAUUUUUCUACUUGUAAACUGUUUACAGGUGCAGUAUGCAGAUACUAAUAGUAGCACCUCAAUCAGUAAAUGUAAUAUUUCAACUUACAGUGCAAGUUGUACUGUACAGUUUAACAAUAAAAUUAUAUGACAAGA